GCCCCGUUGACUCAUGGGAAAUGUAGUGCAGUUUUCUCCAGCAUGGCCGCGCCCAGUACUGCAAUGGACGGCAGCCUUCAAAGUAAUUACAAACUCAGUAAAACUGAGAAGAAGUUCUUAAGGAAACAGAUACAAGCCAGGCAUACUUUGCUGAGACAUGAAGGCAUUGAGACAGUAUCAUAUGCCACUCAGAGCCUGGUUGUUGCCAAUGGUGGUUUGGGUAAUGGUGUGAGUAGGAACCAACUGCUCCCAGUUUUAGAAAAAUGUGGACUGGUGGAUGCUCUGUUGAUGCCACCUAACAAGCCCUACUCAUUUGUAAGAUACAAAACUGCAGAAGAAUCCAAGAAAGCCUAUGUUACCCUCAAUGGAAAAGAAAUAGUGGAUGAUUUAGGACAAAAGAUCAUUCUGUACUUGAACUUUGUGGACAAAGCACAAUGGAAGAAGUUGGGGCCUCAAGCCUUACCUCCAGGCCUCAUGGUAGUAGAAGAAAUUAUUUCUUCUGAAGAUGAGGAAAUGCUUUUGAAAAGUGUUAAUUGGACAGAAAAUAAAAACAAUCAAAAUUUUCAAAAAUCCUUAAAGCACAGAAGAGUAAAGCAUUUUGGUUAUGAAUUCCACUAUGAGAACAACAGCAUAGAUAAAGAUAAGCCAUUACCUGGGGGUCUUCCUGAUAUUUGUGAUAGCAUUUUGGAGAAAUGGUUGAAGGAAGGUUACGUUAAACAUAAACCUGAUCAACUGACCGUAAAUCAGUAUGAACCAGGGCAUGGAAUUCCUGCUCAUAUUGACACACAUUCUGCUUUUGAGGAUGAGAUCAUUUCUCUCAGUUUGGGGUCCAAG
Galeopterus variegatus (Sunda flying lemur) is the source of this 834-nucleotide messenger RNA. It is a transcript of the gene ALKBH8, whose product is annotated as alkB, alkylation repair homolog 8 (E. coli). The annotation marks the transcript as partial. The transcript has 7 exons. Gene Ontology annotation, molecular function: demethylase activity; 2-oxoglutarate-dependent dioxygenase activity; methyltransferase activity. Lineage: Eukaryota; Metazoa; Chordata; Mammalia; Dermoptera; Cynocephalidae. The record is from RefSeq and is a predicted model, not a curated record. Gene Ontology annotation, biological process: oxidative demethylation.